Molecule: messenger RNA, 3888 nt
Organism: Vanderwaltozyma polyspora DSM 70294
Lineage: Eukaryota; Fungi; Ascomycota; Saccharomycetes; Saccharomycetales; Saccharomycetaceae
Gene: ECM30
Product: Ecm30p
Exons: 1
Coding region: 1-3888 (1295 amino acids)
Cellular component (GO): Golgi medial cisterna; membrane; Golgi trans cisterna
Source: RefSeq, a predicted model, not a curated record
AUGGGUAACACAGAUUCCAAAUUAAACGUCUUAUACAGGGAUCAUGUAUUUAGGUUAUCUGGAUAUUUUGAUGGAAUAAUACCUCUAUUCUCAAAAAAUACAAAUUUAAAUGAAUUGAUCGAUCUCUAUAAUUCAAAAGUCAUACCAGAUGAUUCUAAAUUUGAUCAAUUCUAUUUAGAAUUUGUCGCAGUUGGUACAGAUUUAACUUUUGAAAUGCUAAAUCAGAUUAUUAAUAAUGAAGAAAUGAGAAAUAUAUUCGAAUUAAAUCCUAUAAAUUAUUUAAAUCUAACAAGGUUCACUGCAUUACAAAUUCAUUUAUUAACAAAUUCCUUAAACGUCCCUUCAUUAGAACUGCUAAAAUUUAGAUUCUCAAGAAUUCUAGUUUGUAUUAGAGUAUUAACUAAAUUGAUGCCAUUAUAUUUUGAAUUACAAUUAAAUAAUAAAGAUGUACCAAAUAUAGCUGAUAUAUUUUGGACAAAUGAUCCUAAAGUUCUGUUUGGCAUAGAUGAUGAUUCACUGGAUCCAGACGUUACCAUCGAACCAUUAGGCUUGAAUUUAGUCAAAUCUUGUGUAAAUUUAUUAUUUGUUGAAGCUUUUACAAUACCUUCAAAUGGUUCUCCAGGUCUGGUUUCAGAUCUUCUAUGGGAUAAUGGUAUAAAUACUCAAGAUGCAGUUUAUCACCCACAAAACCCGAAGUAUGAUUCAAAUAGACUGGAAAUUAUAAAUUUAUUGCUAUCAUUAUCCUCGAAAGAUUUAUAUCUAAAACAGGCUUCAAAAGUUCAAAAUUUGUUCCUUUUCUCAUUAUCAUAUUUAGUGCCAGAAUAUGAUUCGAUUUGCUUAAUUUCAUCUUUAAUUAAUGUGGUAUGUCGGCAUUGUACAAAUUUUAAAAAUGAAUCAACUCUGCCUUAUACAAUGGUUUCAAGUAAAUAUUCGCAGCAACAUCAGUUACCACAACUGAGAUCAGCAUUCAUCAUAUCAUCCCUGCAAUUAUUAAACAUAAUGUGCUCAAAAUUUUGGUUAGAUAAUGAAAAAUUAAUUGUUGAAAAUCUGGAAAAGCUAGGAGUGUUGAAUCGCCAAGACAUUCAACAUCAUGGUAAAACUAUUGCAUUAUCAUAUGUAUCUACAUUAAACAGAGAAUUGGAUUUGAAACUUAUGUUGACCUCCUUUGCAAAAAUUUUUAAACAUCCAGUGGAAGUGGCAAUAGAACAAGAGACCUCGCCAUUUGGUUCUUUCCCAUCUAUGAAACAAAAUCAAAAUUAUUCGCAUAAUCGUGUAAAUAGCAACAGUAGUAAUAAUUAUGAAAAUGAUUCACAACAGCCAAAUACUCCAAAUCAAAAUUUAUCGAAUUUGAAGAAUAAGCCAUACAAUAAUAUUGGUAAUAAUACAAAAACUGAUAACACGAAAAAAACAAAUACUAAUGACACUAAUGAAAAUAAUAGUACAGGCUCUUCUUUAUCAUUACCUGUACCUCCAACUAUACUUCCACAAGUAUUAAUUUUAUUUACAACAAUAAUUACUGAAAAUAAAUCGUUUGAAAAUUAUGUUGCAGAUAAAUUUGCAAAUAAAUUUAUCAUUUUUUCAAUUUAUUACAUGCAUUAUUAUAAUCAUAUCCCAGAGUUACAAUCUUCAAUGAUCCCACUUUGCUCAAACCUGUCAUUAUACUUAUCGUCCAAAAAAUUAGUACUUUCUAAGAUGCUGGAUACCUUUACGACUAACUAUUAUACAAAUAAGUUACCUGAUUUCUUUAAGUUAUCCUCUGGUAACAUCAAUAAUUUGACUUAUAGAGAUUUUUCAGUCGUUCACAUCUGUAACAUUAUUAUUAAUGAUGUGAAGGAAAAUGUUCAGCCAAGGCCAUGGUUAUAUGAAUUGCUGUAUAAUUUGAUUCAGAUUCCUUCAAACAUAAAAGAUGAAGAACUAAUUAAAUUGUCAGGAAAUAGAAACGAAUCACCAUCUGCGACCUCUAAUGGGGGUUUAAAUUAUAAUGCUUCAAUCACACUAUUACAUCUAAUUUCAAAAUUAUCUAAUAAGAUGUAUUUGACAUCAAAUUCUAUCCCUAAUAGUGCACAAAGUAAUAAUUUUUAUGCAUGCUCACCAGGAUACAAAUUGGAUUUGUUAUCCUUGGUAUUAAGAAGUAUGCUGAAUUAUAUUGUGUACUACUAUGAAGAAUCAUUAAAUUUACUCUUUGCGCUAACAAGGCAUCAAAAGGUUUUGUUACAGGUUAGAGAGUCGCUAUUGACUAUCUCUAAAUCAAUAGAUAGUAAAUCAUCUAUGGAGGGAGUGAACAAGGUACAAGAAACUGAAUAUUAUGAUUUUCGUGAAAACACCCUAUUGUUGCAAAAGUCAAAAAAAAUGACUGGAAAUAAUAAUUCGCAAAACAGUAGGAGAUGGGCGCCUGAUAGUAUUAAUAAUAAUAGCUCUAGUGUAGAGGUGUUAAAUCAAUACAUACUGUUGGACAAGAAGUUGAAGUCUACUGAAUUAACAGAUAAUGAAUCAAAUGAUAAUGAUGAAAUAUCCGCUCAAACCAAUCAUGUUCACAAAAAUUCUGAGAAUAAUACAGCAAGAGGUUUGAGAGACUACAGUGAUAAUAACAAUAAUCAUAGUAAUGCUACUCUUCAAAAUAAUUCUAAUAACAAUCAUUUAGAAUUGAUGAAAACAAAUAGCAAUUCAACUGUCAUAAAUGGAAACAAAGGAUAUGAGAUCCAUGAACAUAUGGAUUAUGAAGACAAUAUUUAUUUUAAUAAUAGGAAAAUAUUUUUAGCCUUCAGACCUGAAUGGCCAAUUGGGAUUGGUGAGAAAAUUAAGAUUAAAUCACCAUUAGACCAUGAUUUAAGCAAGACAUGGGGUGGUGCAUCUACCUUAUCAUUGCUGAUUAAAUUUGUAAGAAUUAUGAUGAAAGAAUUUCCAACGAUAUGCACCAUUAACACAGCGGAAUACUUUGAUCUAGUAAAGGAAAUAUCUACAUUCAAAGAAGGAUUCGUAGAUGAAGCAAAGCAAUUAUUGCCUAUUUAUCUAAAGGAUCAUAAUGAACCACAUGUGUUAAAGUUAGACUUGACAAAUUCAAAUUUCAUUUUGAAAAAAUGGAUGUAUGUCAUCUGUUGGUCAGAUAUUUUUGAUUCCCACACUGGCUGUUAUACGAUCUCUGAAAAUUCGAUGAACGGAAUAUUCAGUUUCUCUAUGGUUAACAACUCAGAUGGAGUAGGUAGCGUAGCUAGAGAUAGCAUCUCUGAGAUGUCAGCUCUACCCUCGUUGGAAAGAAAGGUCUCUAAUGGAACAAUGUUAUCAAGAACAAAUAGUAACAGUAGUUUUAUUACCGGAUAUUUGUCGAACCAAAACUAUGAGCAAUCUCAAACUCCAUUAGACAUUGGAGAUAUGUAUUCUACAAGUCCAAGCUCCAAUAAUAAUUACAGACACAAGCGUACGAAUAGUAAUAGUGACAAUUCCUUUUUCAAAUUCUCAUGGAUGGGUUUCAAUAAAAAUAACGACUGCAAUUCAAUCAAGGAAGAUGCUUCAGACAAUGACUCUGAAUACUCUAGUGCGUCAGCAAUUAAAUCGUGUUCUUUCAUCCUAGACGUUGGGCUACUAAAACCGAACAUAUGGGCAGGUACUAAUGUUAAAUUAUUCAAGGUCGUGAAAGAAGAGAAGAAAGAAUUUUCUUUACUUAACAUGACAUCUUCAUUGUUGAAAAGAUUUAGAUUUAAUAAUAAUAAUGCUUCGUCAUCAAAUGAAAGACUCACUUCUAUAAAGACAACAACGGGAAAUGGCUCUGGCUUGCAUCCAAGCACUAGUAAUACAAGUUUGAAUUCCUCCCUGAGGGCAUGGACGCCAAGAUCCCCCUUAGCUAGCAAUGGAGGUGGGUCACCUUUCAUGUUUUCACCAAAAGGAUUAUAA